GCGAGAGUAGCACGCGAGAGCACAGCUACAAUGUGUGCGGGACUUCCAAAGAGCACGGACGGGUUUGUCGGGUCGUCACUGUGCUGCGUGUGAUAUGGAGCCCCACUGAAGUGUGUCGCGCAGGGUGGGGUAGGUGUGUGAGGACCUCGUUACUUUUUUUCGCUAUCCCAAUUUUCGCGUGCAGGGUGAAGAUUAAAGUUCGCACAAAAGGUCGUGACGAAUGUGAGGAAGAAUUGGGUAGAUAGCUGGUCACACCGUCAGGAACUGCCGAGCCAACCAUGGGUGACAAUCUGCUGAACGAAGCUGAGAGCUUCGAGAUGCUGAAGGCGCUGUACGACUUUACGGCCGUGUACCCGAAGACGAUCAGCUUCGACGAGGGCGAGUACUUUAUCCUGCACCAGACGAGUGCCCGCCAGCGGAACUGGUGGCAGGUGGUCAGCAUGAAGGGCAACAUCGGCUUCGUGCCGUCGAAUUAUGUCAUGAAGCUCAAGGUCGAUCCAAACUUCCUCAACGGGUUCCUCGAGUCGAGCAUCGAGUCGCUGCGAAUGUCAACGGACAAGGAGAUCAACGGCAUCAUCAAUCGCGAGGAGCUCAUCGAUCGACUGGUCGAGAAACAGCGGAAAAUCGAGAAGAUGCUGAAGUUCGAGAGUUCCGACAGUGAUUCAGAACCGGUACCGGUGAAAAUGGGCAACGGAAGUGUGAAGCAUCUGGAGGAUUACCCUUGCAACAACUGCACAGAGCCCGUGUCUAGUCACAGCAGUGGGAGUGAACCUCCCCGAUCACCAGUUGCGGUAAAGCACGAGAAGCUAACCAAAAAGUCACAGUCUAGUCCAGCGGUAGGAGUGGCCAACAGUGUUCCACAGUUUGUUCAGGAAAGCCCCAGCAUGAGCGUCCUCUCGUCCAAGCUGAACCAGGACGAACCGCUGACGCCAACCGCGCAAGAAAACAGCGUCGUGUCGGAAGUGUCCGAAACGGAAACGACCAACACGGCCACCACAACGACGACAACCACGACGAGUGACGAAAUCACGGCCAUCUCACGGGGAGACGAAGAGAUCGCCAAGACCGAACCAACGGCAGAACCGGAAGCACAAACCGAUCACGAGAUGGAGGCGGAAAUCACCAACAACGACGACAUGACCGCCAGCGAAAACGAACCGCAACCAAAGGAAUCAUCCGCUAAAGAACCUACCAGCGAUCCGGACACGAUCGCCGAGAGUCACAACCUGAACGACGUUCCGCUGUCGAAAAUCGAACCCCAAGACGUGUAUCAGGUGGUGGACGCGAUCCGCACCAACACCAGCCUCAGCCAUGAAAUGGCUUGCGUUGCACUGCGCGUCGUACUCAGCGAGCUGGAACCGCUGCUUCCCACGAUCGUCAAGCACCUGGAACCGAUAGCCGUGCACCUUACCGCCCCACUCGACGUUCCGGACGCCUUACUAGCUCAAACGCAUGACGCCCAGCGGCUGCGCGUCAUCUUCAACGGUCUGUCCGAGUGUAAAAACGACUCGGAACAGCGCACCUGGAUGCUGCACGAAGACGAAGCCGACAUCAGCCGGUACCUCAGCGAACUGAUCAGCAUCCUCACCCACGCCGACCCCAAAAUCUGCCGCAACGAAAUGGCCGUCGACCACUACCAAAGCGUCAUCAACCUGGUCCUGUACUACCAGAUGGAAACGCGCUGGUCCAUCCGGAAACUGCUACUCGAGGCGUUCAAAGCCAUGUGCCACCUGGACUACACCACCGUUGACAUCCUGCUCGGCUCCGUACUCCCGCUGGAAAUCGUCCAGGACAUGAUCUCCAACGCGCGCAACGUCGAAAAGCUGCAAGAACUCGCCAACAUGCUCAUCAUCGUGUUCUCCAUCGGCAGACGAAUGCCCAUCAACCAGCAAGAGCACCUCCGCUCGGACUUUAUCAUCUUCCUGCUGAACAUCAUCGAGACGCCGCCGGACACGGACGUGCACGGCGUGCUACCGGACACCAUGAUCAACCUGAUCCUGUCCUUCAACCUGCAGUUUGACAACUUUACCGAGAACGUCGUGCUGGAAGCGAUGGAGCAGAUCAAGACGGCGAAAACUUUUACGGAGAAGAUUCUGGUGCUGAUCAACCGGGAAGAGGAUCCAGUACACACCUUGAAGCACACUCCAGCGCACAUAAAUCCGGUUCUGAAGAUGCUAGUCGAUCUGUUUUCGCGCCCGGAAACCGCUUCCAUUUUCUACUCCAACGACCAGAGCGUCCUCAUUGACAUCCUGGUGCGCCAACUGUCGGACCUUUCCGCAGGAGAACCGAUCCGCAAGUGGUACCUGGAGCUGUGCCGCAAGAUUGUGCGCAACACCAGCUACGCGGACCACCAGCACCGUAAGCAGGACCUGAUGAAGAUCUUCACCCGGAUCUUCUGCGAAGAGACCGAGUGCAGCGCCGGCGAUCAGCAGAUUGUGCGGGAGAUCGCCAACGAGUUUCCGCAGAUCUUCAAGGCGUGAAGCACUGCCAACAGCAGUCGCAAACGAGCAAUACCGCAACAACCAGCCGUUCUGUUUCUUUCAGAUGCCAUUUCAGUUUCCGUCGUCAGAAUGCAACUGUUCUGCUGAUCAAACCAAAAAGACCCACGCAUUUACCAGGCUUUUCCCAACGCUCCGCUGUCGUGUAACGGCAAAACGUCAAAAUGGCGUUACACAGCGUUAUGGCGCUUGAGCCCCACAUGACACCUCUCUUCAAUGUUGUUAUAGAUAUUCAGAAAUAGAACAAAAACAGUACGCAAUUCAGUCCAGUUUUAUCAAAUUAUAACUCGCAUUCGCUUACACAGCAAGUGGAAGGCAGCAGCAUUUUUUAUCAACUAGAACAAUAGACUAUUUUGAUAAAGAAAGAAAGAAAAACAGUUGUAAUACAGGUUUUAACAUUUGAGCAACACUUCGACAUAACCUUAUACGCAAUAGAUAGCAGAACACGUACAAAUAGAAAGUAAUACACGCGCCUCCUUUUUUCGCCGAAAGGAUAACUAAUUGUCACAACUUUCAAGCAAUCUUCCUCCACACAAGCAAGCAAGUAUACGCCACAGCACUGCGUCGCAAGCGAAAACAAUUCUGGACUUCGGAAAACCUAACCUCCACGAACGAACCUACGAAAAUACGGAUUGGAUUAGAAAUUGUGGUUAAAAGUUUCAAUUACAUGCAUUUGUUAGUUUCUGCAAUUGGACUUCCGAAACGGAGCUUAUAAAUCUGAAAAUUAAAUGAUAUUUUUUCUAAAAUAAAAUUGUUCAUACUUCAACUUGGUCUGUUAACAAAGCCAAAUCAUAGUUUAUAAACUUCGUUUGCUUUACGAACAAAAACAUACAAAGAAAGAAAAGAUAUUAAAUAUUUUUACUCCUACUGUAGUCAUGUUGAAUAUGUACCUAAGUCAGAAAGAAUAAUCAAAAUGGAGAAAAAACAAAUCCUAAGCAAAAAAAAAUGAGUCGUAUGUGUUUGAUUGUUGAUAUUAGUGAUACCAAUACUUUAAUAAAAAAUAAAAACCAAAAAAUAAAACUGUGAAUCGAAAGGAAAAAUCUCCUCAAUAUUUCCUUGAAAUGCCAAAAUACAUUUAAUAAAACAAAAACGAAACAAAUAUCCAUUUAAACGUGUCUGAACUUUGUAACUUUCAAUUAUAACGUUAUGAACCUAGAAAACCGCAAACAAAACCAACACUAAUAAAUUACUUAGGUUAAAAGAAGCAAAUCAUUUUAUACCCUAUUGGCAUUGUGAGCGAAAAAAAAGCAGAUUUUGAAACCAAGUUUAAACUCGUGAGUAAUAAAUUUAAAGUGCAGAGCAAGGUUUUAUGUAAUAAUAGUGAAACUUUAACAGUUGAGAGCAAAUAUUUAAAAACAGAAGAAGACAAAUAGACAGCUAUAAUUAUAUUUUGGUAGGUUACAAACGCAUUCAAAGUUUAUAACGAAGAAAACGGCCAUUAAGGCUAGCAAAAAACAAAGUGAAAGCAAAAAUUAACGGAACAAUGACUAUAGAAAUUUGAACAAUGAUUGGAAAGCUUGGCUAGAAAUUUAAAAAAAAAAACGACUAAAAAGUCAACAGAACAGCAAAACAAGAAAUGGAGAGAAAAAACACAGUUUCACACAUGUUACACUAUUGGUAAGCAAAACUUAAGAUAUUUGGAAAAAGUCAGUAAGACGAGUUGCGAAAUAAAUAUGGUAAUCUUAAA
Culex quinquefasciatus (southern house mosquito) is the source of this 4185-nucleotide messenger RNA. Its product is annotated as NCK-interacting protein with SH3 domain. The record is from RefSeq and is a predicted model, not a curated record. Lineage: Eukaryota; Metazoa; Arthropoda; Insecta; Diptera; Culicidae. Gene Ontology annotation, molecular function: protein binding; Arp2/3 complex binding. Gene Ontology annotation, biological process: endocytosis.